AUGGACACCAUUCCCGAUUCAACAAGCGGCAGGCAAUUGAGUCUGAAGCAUCAUGAUGAGUACUGGUUCGCUGAGGGCAACAUCAUCCUAGCCGCUGGCGACGUAGGCUUCCGCGUGCAUAGCGGGGUGAUCGUCCAUGGAUCAGGCUCCCCCGUCUUCAAGGAUCUCUUUGAAUACGCCCAAGCGACGCCUGAGGAAUCAAUCGAUGGCUGUGCUGUGAUAGAAGUCACCGAUGACCCCGAGGAGCUAGCAGACCUUCUCUCGGUGCUAUAUAGCGCAUCAGCCAUAUGGGUACCCACAGUCAUUGUCACCUUCGACACGAUUGCUGCUUGUGUUCACCUGGGGAAUAAAUACCAGAUGGAUGAUGUCUUCGAAGGCAGCCUCGAUCGCCUGAAAUCCUGCUUCCCAACCAGCUUCGACGACUGGGAACAGCUCGAGGUAGGCGAUACCUACAUCAGGAGCUCUGUGAUGGAAGUUCAGGUGACGGACGCAAUACGCGUCGUCAACCUAGCUCGCACCUGCGAAUGCACGGAAUUGCUCCCCGUCGCGCUCUAUAUUUGCGCCACUCUCUCCUCUCGCGACCUCGUUCUCGGUGUCAACUCAGCGAAUCUCCAUCCCAAUGACCUUGCUCGAUGCGUCUCAGCCCGAAAUAACAUCUUGCAGUCGCUACCCUUUACCUCCAUUUCCCAGAUCAUGCCGCAUCCUCUCUGCUUCCGAGAAUCAUGCAGGGACAAAUUGGAUGAGUUUCCAGAAUGGCUGUACCGGAAUAGGUACCUCAUUGAUUAUUAUUUCCUGGGCUUCCCCAAAAUCCCACUCGCCAUGCUCGUCGACUCGCUUUGCCGCGCUUGCGCGGACGUGGUUCGUACCAAGUUCACCGCAAUGCGGCGAUCGCUGUGGGCGAGACUGCCGGAAUUUAUGGACUCGCCAGUAAAUAACUCGCCCGAAGCUUGA
This is a messenger RNA of Laetiporus sulphureus 93-53, 951 nucleotides long. RefSeq lists its product as uncharacterized. The coding region runs from base 1 to 951 and encodes 316 amino acids. The record is from RefSeq and is a predicted model, not a curated record. The transcript has 2 exons. Gene Ontology annotation, molecular function: protein binding. NCBI's taxonomy places the organism in Eukaryota, Fungi, Basidiomycota, Agaricomycetes, Polyporales, Laetiporaceae.